This is a messenger RNA of Diospyros lotus (date-plum), 3003 nucleotides long. Its product is annotated as MDIS1-interacting receptor like kinase 2-like. The transcript has 2 exons. The coding region runs from base 12 to 2960 and encodes 982 amino acids. Lineage: Eukaryota; Viridiplantae; Streptophyta; Magnoliopsida; Ericales; Ebenaceae. Gene Ontology annotation, molecular function: protein binding; protein kinase activity; ATP binding. Gene Ontology annotation, biological process: protein phosphorylation. The record is from RefSeq and is a predicted model, not a curated record.
AGUUAAGAGCAAUGUCAUAUUCCCAAGCAAUUACUUCACUUUCCAUGGCUCUUCUUGUAUUGGCCUCCUCUUCUUGUUCUACCGCUUCUAAUUCUCUGUCCAAUGAUGAAGCAGCGGCUCUGUUGAGAUGGAAAGCCAGCCUUCAAAACCAAAGCCAAUCUCUGCUGCCAUCAUGGGACGUUGGAAGCAACUAUUCUUAUUGUCAUUGGAAAGGAAUUGGUUGCGACAACACUGGCAGCAUCACCCGCAUUAUCCUUAACAACGUAGGCUUGACAGGUACACUUUUCAGUUUUAGCUUCUCCUCCUUCCCCCUUCUUAUCCGAUUUGAACUUCAUAACAACUCAUUCUACGGGUCUAUUCCUACACAGAUUGGUAAUCUUUCUAGACUCUAUUAUAUUGACUUUUCCAAAAAUAAUUUUAUUGGAAAAGUUCCAUCAGAAUUAGGGAGCUUACGAAACCUACAAUGUCUCUAUCUUUAUGACAACAAGCUUUCAGGAACAAUUCCUCAAGAACUUGGGAUGUCGGUUUGGGAUCUUAAUCUCACAAAAAACAAUCUCACUGGCCCAAUUCCAAUUUCAAUUUGGAAUUUAACCAACUUAGUCCGUUUAAAACUUUCUGAUAACCAUCUUUCAAGUUCAAUCCCAACUUCGAUUGGGAAUUUAACCAACUUAGUCUGUUUAAAACUUUCUGAUAACCAUCUUUCAAGUUCAAUCCCAACUUCGAUUGGGAAUUUAACCAACUUAAUUGUUCUAUACCUUUCCCGUAACCAACUUUCAGGACCAAUCCCUCAUUCGUUAGGAAAUUUGAAUUCCCUUACUCAACUGGUCUUGUCUUCUAAUAAACUUAGUGGCCCAAUUCCUUCAGAAUUAGCCAAUCUUACACAUUUGCAGAUAUUCUCAAUAGGCAAUAACAAGCUCACUGGUCAUCUACCUCAAAAUCUAUGCCUACAUGGAUCACUCAUAAGACUUGAUGCAGCAAACAACAAUUUAACUGGCAACAUCCCCAAAAGCUUGCUAAACUGUAAUAGCUUGUUUCGAGUUAGGCUUGAGAACAACCAACUAGAGGGUAAUUUUCAGGAAGAUUUUGGUGUACUACCAAGCUUGAAUUACAUGGAUUUGAGUUAUAAUUGUUGGUUUGGCAAUCUUUCUGAAAAAUGGGGGCAGUCCAAGAAUUUGACUACGCUAAUGAUCUCCAAUAAUCAACUCACUGGAAACAUACCGCCUGAUCUUACUGCAGCAACUAAGUUACAGUUUCUUGACCUCUCUUCAAACCAUCUAGUAGGGGAGAUCCCAAAGAAUUUGAGGGAGUUAGGCUUAUUAUUCUACCUUAAUUUGAGUAAUAACAAGCUUUCAGGCAACAUCCCAGUAGAAAUAUUCGGUACCCAAUCUAGUUUACAAAACCUUGACCUAGCAGCAAACAACCUUACUGGUUCAAUUCCAAGGGAGAUAGCAAACUGUGAAAACUUACAAAACUUGAAUUUGGGUGAGAAUCGACUUGCAGGUGAUAUUCCUUUUGAGAUAGAAAAAUUACAAUUUCUUCAAAGCCUUGAUCUUGGAGAGAACAAUUUAAUGGGUGAAAUACCUUCUCAGCUUGGGAAAAUGCCAAGGUUGGAGAAAUUGAAUCUCUCCCACAACAUGCUUUCUGGUUCAAUCUCUUCCUCCUUUGGUGAGCUGCCAACAAGUUUGACAUCAAUUGAUAUAUCUUAUAAUAACUUGAAAGGUCCUUUGCCAAACACCAAGACUUUUGAAGCAUAUGAAGCAUAUAGAGGUAACAACGAUUUGUGUGGCAACCAAACGGGCUUGAUACCCUGCUCAUCACCUGAAGUGAGGAACAAUGCAGAUAAAUCCAGAACAAAAACCAAAAUUGUUCUUCUUGUGGUAGUUCCUCUGGCAGGGACUCUAUUUCUUGUAGUUGGGAUCUUUCUUUUGAGCAAAAGAGUAGUAUUGAAAGCAGAAAGUGAGAUCCAAGUUGUACAUAAUGAAAAUUUAUUUGAAAUAUGGAGCUAUGAUGGGAAAAUAGUGUACGAAAACAUCAUAGAAGCAACAGAGGACUUCAAUGAGAAAUACUGCAUUGGACGAGGAGGAUAUGGCACUAUUUAUAAAGCUAAGUUUUCAAGUGGUUUAGUUGUUGCUGUGAAGAAGACCCUUCCUUCCCAAGAUGGCAAUUUGGUUGAUUUAAAAAGCUUUAUGAGUGAGAUUCAUGCACUAACAAAGGCACGACAUCGUAACAUUAUAAAGUUUUAUGGUUUUUGUUCAGAUUUACGUCGUUCAUUUUUGGUUUAUGAGUUCUUAGAUGGAUGUAGCUUGGAGAAUAAGCUCAGGAAUGAGGAAGAAGCAUUGAGGUUUGACUGGAGCAAAAGAAUGAAUGCUAUCAAAGAUGUAGCGAGUGGUUUGUGUUAUAUGCAUCAUGAAUGUUCGCACUCAAUAAUCCAUAGAGACAUAUCAAGUAAGAAUAUUUUGUUUGAUUCAGAAUGUGUUGCUCACAUAUCUGAUUUUGGCACUGCUAGACUCUUAAAGCUCUACUCCUCUAAUUGGACUUCAUUUGCUGGGACCUUUGGAUAUUCGGCUCCAGAACUUGCUUAUACAAUGGAAGUGAAUGCAAAGUUGGAUGUUUAUAGUUUUGGGAUUUUAACAUUAGAGGUGUUAAUGGGAAAACACCCAUGUGAUCUUAUCUCAUCUCUUUCCUCCUUGUGUUCCUCGUCUUUGUCAUCAUUGCAUUCCACCUUCUAUGGCAUAUUAUUGAAAAAUAUAUUAGAUAAUCGCCUUCCACCACCAGAGGAUCAAGUAGUAGAGGAAAUUGUGGUUACCACAAAGUUAGCACUUGCUUGUGUUAACACCUAUCCACGUCUCCGACCAUCUAUGAGGCAAGUUUAUGUGGAGCUAUCCAAACAAAGGCCAUCUUCAAAGAGUUCAUUCCACACAAUUACUUUAGGUCAACUCCUUGAUAUCAACUGUAUUUAGCUAUCUAUGUUUCUUUUUUAAGAUUUUGAUAUAGUCUUUAGAU